GUGCCUCCCUCCUCGCCGCCUGCGGGGCUCGGGGCGCAGGUGCAUCAGCUGCCCUGGACGUUCUACCCCGGAAAGUGGCUUCGCGGGCCCCCGGCGGCUCCUAUCUCUCAGCUGCUCGGAACGACGCCGAAAUCCCUGGCUUGCUCUGUGGGACUCGGAAGACUCGGCUCUUCCCCGAGGUGUCCCGAAGCUUUGUGUGAAGAAGCCUGACGGGAAUGGUUUUUUCUUUUUAAUAAAGUUUUUCUAAGUUUCCGAUUUUAGAAAAAUUUCCAGAGUUUGCAAUACUCUACCUCCUCGCAUCUUUUUCCUGCUCCUAGAGUGCUUUUCUUCUUCAGCUAUAAACAUUUUUUUUUUUUUUUUUUUUUGCUAUCAACGGAGCAGAACAGGGAUGAACAUUUCAUAAUUGGAAGUAUAAUUUAAACACGUGGAAACAGUAGUCAAGAUGGACAAAAAGUCCUUUGAAACGGUGCUGGAUGAAAUCAGAAAGGCUGUUUUGACAGAAUACAAAUUAAAAGCAAUUGAAUAUGUGCAUGGAUACUUCUCUAGUGAACAGGUGGUUGAUUUAUUGAGAUACUUUUCCUGGGCUGAGCCUCAAUUAAAAGCAAUGAAGGCAUUACAGCAUAAAAUGGUGGCUGUUCACCCAGCAGAAGUGGUCAAUAUACUCAACUGUUUUACCUUCAGUAAAGACAAGUUAGUUGCUCUUGAACUGUUAGCUUCGAACAUUGUUGAUGCACAGAAUUCUCGUCCCAUUGAAGAUUUAUUCAGGAUAAAUAUGUCUGAGAAGAAACGGUGCAAGAGAGUACUUGAACAGGCUUUUAAGGGCGGCUGCAAAGCUCCCCAUGCUAUGAUAUCUUCUUGUGGAACAAUCCCAGGAAAUCCAUAUCCCAAAGGAAAACCUAGUCGUAUAAAUGGAAUUUUUCCAGGAACACCUUUGAAAAAAGAUGGUGAAGAAUGUACCAAUGAAGGCAAAGGAAUAGCUGCUCGGAUUCUUGGACCAUCCAAACCACCUCCUUCAACAUAUAAUCCACAUAAACCUGUUCCUUAUCCAAUACCUCCAUGCCGUCCACAUGCAACUAUUGCACCAAGUGCUUACAAUAAUGCAGGUCUGGUACCAUUAGCCAAUGUCAUCGCUCCAGGUAUACCCCCUCCACCUCCAUAUACUCCAAAUCCGGUAGGAACAGAAAAUGAAGACCUUUCCAAUCAGUCAAAACCUACACAGAAUCAAACAUUUUCCACCCCAGCAAGCCAACUCUUUUCACCUCAUGGUUCUAACCCUUCAACACCUGCUGCAACUCCUGUCCCCACUGCAUCCCCAGUCAAGGCAGUAAACCACCCAUCAGCAUCAGCAGCUGCCACUGUUGCCGGAAUGAAUGUACCAAAUGCCGUCCUUCCUGUGUUCCCAGGGCAGGUCUCCUCUGCCAUCCAUACACCUCAGCCAUCAAUGCCAAACCCAACAGUGAUUAGGACCCUUUCACUGCCCACUGCACCUGUAACUUCCAUCCACAGUACAUCCUCUGCUCCUGUUCCUGCCAUUUUUUCUGGCCUAAUGCCAUUGCCAGGUCCUUCUGCUCCUGCUACCCCGGCGCCUCAGGCCACAUCUACACCUCGAGCCACUCUUGCUUCGAGUGAAACAUUUGCUUCCACUUCUGCCCCUUACACUAGCCUCUCCUUUUCCACCAAUACUACUGCUGCUUCUACCAAUAACCCCAAUUCCACAUCCUUGUCAUCAGUUUUUCCAGGUCUCCCUUUGCCCUUACAACCAACAUCCCAAGGUGUAUCCAACCCAACUCCUUCUGUGAUUACUGGUGGUUCUGCUCCCAGUGUUGCUGGUUCACUUGGCCUAAAUAAUCCUCUUUUGUCUGCUUUAAAAGGCUUUCUGACAUCAAACGACACCAAUUUAAUCAAUUCCUCUGUUUUGUCAUCUGCUGUCACAAGUGGGCUAGCUUCAUUAUCCUCUCUUACUAAUCAAAACUCUGAUUCUCCUGCCUCGGCCCCUAACAAGUGCUAUGCCCCGUCAGCCCUUCCUGCACCACAGAGGUCUUCUACUCCCGGACUGGCCAUGUUCCCAGGCCUGCCAUCUCCUGUGGCUGCCUCAACCACCACACCCCCUACGCUGCCUGUGCAGUCUCCUUUGUCCGCCGUUACAUCCUCUUCAACAUCAGUGCCGGUGAGCUGUGGCUCUUCAGCCGCCCUCUUACAUGGUCCCCACCCAGGUACUUCAGACCUACACAUUUCAUCCACCCCUGCUGUGACAACUAUUCCUGUUAUGAUCAAAACUGAGCCCACAAGUCCCACUCCCUCUGCUUUCAAAGGCCCCUCUCAUUCCGUGAAUCCUCCUCGUGGCACUUUAGGCUUGUCAGGGACGUUGGGCCGUGCGUACACUUCUGCAUCAGUGCCCAUCAGUUUAUCUACUUGCCUUAAUCCUGCAUUAUCAGGUCUCUCCAGUUUGAGUACCCCCUUAAAUGGUUCCAAUCCCCUUUCUUCCAUUUCCCUCCCGCCGCAUGCUUCCUCCACUCCUAUUGCUCCAGUCUUCACUGCUCUUCCUCCUUUUACUUCUUUGACCAAUAGUUUUCCUUUACCUGGAAGCCCCUCCCUAAACCCAUCCGUAUCUCUUCCAGGGUCACUGAUAAUCACCUCAUCUAGUGCUGCCACCUCCACAGCCAUGCCUGCUCCUAGCUCUACAGCAGCUGUUCUCUCAGGGCUCUCUGCUUCAGCACCAGUCUCAGCAGCACCUUUCCCCCUCAACUUGUCUACUGCUGUCCCCUCACUCUUUUCAGUUACUCAAGGGCCUCUACCCCCUUCCAAUCCUUCCUACCCUGGCUUUUCUGUCUCUAAUACCCCCAGUGUUACCCCUGCUCUUCCCUCGUUCCCGGGACUACAGGCACCCUCCACAGUCACAGCUGUCACACCACUGCCUGUUGCAGCCACAGCCCCCUCACCAGCACCUGUCCUCCCAGGAUUCGCUUCAGCAUUUAGUUCUAAUUUCAACUCUGCUCUUGUUGCACAAGCCGGUUUAUCAUCUGGACUCCAAGCUGCAGGCAGCUCUGUUUUUCCAGGCCUUCUGUCCCUCCCAGGUAUCCCUGGGUUUUCCCAGAAUCCUUCACAGUCGUCCUUGCAAGAAUUACAGCAUAAUGCAGCUGCACAGUCAGCAUUGUUACAGCAGGUCCAUUCAGCCUCCGCUCUAGAAAGCUAUCCAGCUCAGCCUGAUGGCUUUGCAAGUUACCCCUCGACACCAGGAACACCAUUUUCUUUGCAACCAGGCCUAUCCCAAAGUGGGUGGCAGUGAAUAUUUUAGUAUUUGUUUUCUUGGGAACAACGUGAGAUUUGCCUAAGAACUGCAGUGAACAAUCUGACAAAUGUGAAGUCAGCCAAAAGUCAGAAGAUGAAAAUGAGGAUAAUCCUAGGGAAAUUAUGACAAGAAAUUCUAGUUGCAUUUUUGAAAAAUGGUUUUAAGUAUGAAUAUUCUCCAUUCCCUUAUGUAAAUAUGCUGACAAUAAACUGUAAGGGGAAUAGUAUUUUAAAAAUUAUUUGUGGACUUUUCACCUUCCAUCCUACAAAAUUUUGAAUCAUGUAUGUGGUCUACAUAGAAUAUGAAAAGAGAAGACCGAACUCUUUAUAGCCGAAUACAGCCUUAAAUCUGCUUGUAUAGCAUCCAUGGACAGAAGUAAUAGUUGUGCCUCAGAUUUAUGGGUUGCAUGUGGCCCUGGGGAGUUACUGCCCUUGGUAUGCAUGAGUGGUUCCUGUUAGAAUCAGUUGGAACUCCGUAUUCUGUAUGUAUUCACAGAAGGGAACUGGAGACCCACUGCUAUUUUUAAUUUCUGGUAUUUAUGAUCAUACAUACUGCUGAAUUUAACUCAAUGUUUCAGAUAAGUGGAAAUGGUGCUUAUUAUGUAGUCUCUAGAAUGACUUUCAGGUGUUUUCAACUAAAACUAUAUAUCCAGAACUACUUUCUUACAGAAAUAUAAGGAAGGCUUAUUAUUUGCCUUCAGAAUAACUUACCCUAAUCUCAGCAGUAUCCAGAUGAAUGAGGAACACUUGGGCCACCUCUAUUAUUCAUUGUACUCUGGAAGCUCUUGGUAAAUGUUUACAAUCAUGGGAUGUAGUAUUUUUAUGUGUAUUUAAAUCAGAUGCUUAUCUGAAAUAAUUAUGUGACAGCAAAUAGAGAAAACUUGCUCUUUUAGUAAGUAAGCAGUGCAUACUCUAAGGACCUGUGGUAAUAUAACAUGAUUGAAUGUCAUUAACUUAAGAGUGAUAAUUGCCACACUGGGGUGGCGGGUAGAAAGAAAGAAUUUCAAUCCUGUGAUUAAAAGUAUAAACUAUAGAGUCUACUGUAGUACAUUUCAGCAUCUAGAAGUUUUACUUUUAUAAAGAUGGUGUCUGGAAGAUGUUGCAAAUGUAUUUUCCUUCAACAUGGGAAACAAACUUUUUAAGUAU
Molecule: messenger RNA, 4434 nt
Organism: Fukomys damarensis (Damara mole-rat)
Lineage: Eukaryota; Metazoa; Chordata; Mammalia; Rodentia; Bathyergidae
Gene: Proser1
Product: proline and serine rich 1
Exons: 13
Coding region: 443-3286 (947 amino acids)
Source: RefSeq, a predicted model, not a curated record